AUGCAAGAAGAAGAAAUUCAAUAAUUUGAAGGCUUGAUAAAACAAGAAUAGAUUUUUUUUUUAAACUAAUUUUCAUAUUCAUUUUACUUAAUAACGAGGAAUUAAAUAUCUUUUUCAAGGUGAAAUCCUUUAUAAAGUAGAAUUUUAAGUGAAGUAAUUUUAUACAACAUGAUUUAUUAUUAAAACCAGCAAUAAUUACCAAUAUAGAAAAAAUAAUGCAUCUUAGAUGGGCAGAUAAAGAAGGAAAAAAUUAAAAAAAAAUGGAUUCUGGUCAGCUAAUUAGAAGAACCAAAAUUGUAAUGGUUGCGGUGGUGAGUAUCGUUUGUUUUUAAUUAACUUAAUUAUUAAGGAAGUACAUAUUUAAUGAUUAAGAGAUGUAUUAAUAUAAUUAAUAUUAAAUAGUGGAGGUGGACAAUAACAAGGAUGGAAAAUGGACUGA
Paramecium pentaurelia is the source of this 439-nucleotide messenger RNA. Lineage: Eukaryota; Ciliophora; Oligohymenophorea; Peniculida; Parameciidae. The record is from the annotation of a GenBank genome assembly.